GGGAAUGACCGUGACCUCAGGUCACGUGGUCCUAAAGAAAGAUGCCCAGAACCUGAUUGGAAUCAGCAUUGGAGGUGGGGCUCCACUGUGUCCUUGUCUGUAUGUAGUGCAGGUGUUUGACAACACCCCUGCGUCCAAAGAUGGGGCCUUGGCUGCAGGGGAUGAAAUUGUUGGUGUCAAUGGACAGUCUGUCAAAGGUCGUACAAAAGUCGAGGUCGCCAGGAUGAUACAGUCUAUAAAGUCUGAGGUGACCAUUAACUACAACAAGCUGCAUGCAGAUCCAAAACAAGGGAAAAGUUUAGACAUCAUUCUGAAGAAGGUUAAGCACAGGGUAGUGGAGAACAUGAACUCAAACACGGCAGAUGCUUUUGGCCUCAGCAGAGCCAUAUUAUGUAAUGAUGGUUUAUUAAAAAAACUGGAAGAGAUGGAGAGGACCGCCAACAUGUACGGAGGGCUGAUUAUACAGACUCGGAAACUCCUGAAGGCUGUAUUUGAUCUCUCCCAGUCCCACAAAGCCUUUGGAGAAGUGUUUGCGGAUAUUGGUGUCAGAGAGCCCCAGCCAGCAGCCAGCGAGGCUUUCUCUCAGUUUGGCGAGGCUCAUCGCAACAUGGAGAAGUUUGCAAUCAAAAUGCUGAAGACAGUGAAGCCAAUGAUCAGUGAUUUAAACACAUUCCUGCACAAAGCUGUUCCAGAUACCCGGCUGACAGUCAAGAAAUACUUGGAUGCAAAGUUUGAAUACCUUUCUUAUUGCCUGAAAGUCAAGGAGAUGGAUGAUGAGGAGUACAGCUAUGCUGCCUUGCAGGAACCACUCUAUCGUGUGGAGACGGGCAAUUAUGAAUACAGGUUGAUCUUGAGAUGUCGACAGGAAGCAAGGUCAAGGUUUGCCAAAAUGAGGUCAGAUGUCCUAGUCAAGAUGGAAUUGUUGGACCAGAAACAUGGUAAUAAUCCAGACUCCACAUCUUCAAGACAUGUCUUCCAGCUUCAGAAGUUUGUCACAGCCAUGGCCAAAUACCACACUGACUGCCAUGACACCAUGAAAGGCGCAGUUGUCUUCCCUAUUGAAGUAGACCUGUCUCGUGGAACUUUCACCUACGACACAUCCAACAACUUUAAUGAUGGCGGUGAGGAAGAAGAGGAAGGCGAGAAUGAUGAUGAAGAUGAUGACGAUGAUGAAAUGAUUGGACAUGAAGGAUCAGCGGGUCAAGGAAAUAUCUUGACAGGAAACUUACUGGGAGAUUAA
Molecule: messenger RNA, 1240 nt
Organism: Candidula unifasciata
Lineage: Eukaryota; Metazoa; Mollusca; Gastropoda; Stylommatophora; Geomitridae
Source: the annotation of a GenBank genome assembly